AUGGAGGUGGCAUUGCCUAAUGUGCCAACUAAAAUGCACCAUCCAUUUACUAAAUACUCAGAAUGGAAGUUCAAACAGUUUCGAGUGAAAUCCUUAGAGAGGAGACCAUCUGAGGAGGAAACAGAGGGAAGUGAAGUCUCAUACAACAGCUCUCAAGAGACAUCCCCUAAGUCUACUGUGGUUUUGGAGGAUCUUAGUUUGGGGUCUGCACCACAAUCACCUACAAAUUUCAAACCACAGCAAAGUGAGAAAUCAAAUGUGGUAGACAACAAUGAAACAGACCUAAAAAGGUUGGAAGAAGAGGCCCACAUUACAGUCAUACAGCAACUUUGCCGCAUUUGCGGUGCCUGUUUUAAAAUGGAUCAGCAGAACCGGAGCUAUCCUGUCCAUGGACCUGUGGACAGUGAAACUCAAGACAUUCUAAGAAGAAGAGAAAAGAAAGUCACCUCUUGGCCUGAGCUGAUCUCCAAGGUCUUCAAGACUGAUGUGAGAGCUGAUGUAGAUACCAUUCAUCCCACUCAGUUUUGUCAUAAUUGCUGGACUAUAAUGAAUCAGAAAUUCAGCAAUAUUUCCAGUGAAGUUUAUUUCCCCCACAAUCAAGCUGUGGAGUGGACACCUCAUUCAGCCAACUGUUAUGUGUGCCACUCUUCCAAACCCUGGGGCAAAAGAAAGAGCGCACCCCAGCUAAACCCACAUAAGAUGAAAAAGCGCAAAAGAGGACCCGAGUUUGUCAAAAAGUCCAAAACCUCCUCAGGCAACUCAAUCCAAUGGAAAAACAUGAAAGCUUUUAACCAGAUGAAGGACAGCUGCAAGAAGAUCCAUCUUGAUAACAAUCUCCUGGUUUUGGACUAUCCUUCAGACUUUGUGAAGUCUGUGUCUUGCCUAGUGUGUGAACACAUUCUGUCUGAUCCAGUGCAAACCUCAUGCAAACAUUUGUUCUGUAAGAUUUGCAUCCUAAAAUACAUUAAGCUUAUGGGAUGUUACUGCCCAUCAUGUAAGUACCCAUGCUUCCCUACAGACCUAACGGUGCCAGUGAAAUCCUACCUGAAUGUCCUCAAUGCCUUAUUACUCAAAUGCACUGUGUCUGGAUGUGAUGAGGAGAUCUCUCUUGGAAAAUAUUCUCACCAUAUCUCCAAGCAUAAAGAAACCAAAGGAAAGGAGGUGUAUGCCCAUAUUAACAAGGGUGGCAGACCCCGGCAGCACCUGCUCACCCUAACUCGAAGAGCACAAAAACAUCGUCUCAGGGAAUUGAAGAUGCAAGUUAAAGCUUUUGCUGACAAAGAAGAAGAAGGUGAUGUGAAAUCAGUGUGUUUAACACUCUUUCUUCUGGCUCUCAGAGCAAGGAAUGAACACAGGCAAGCUGAUGAACUAGAAGCCAUCAUGGAAGGUAGAGGAGCAGGGCUUCAUCCAGCUGUUUGUCUUGCCAUCAGAGUUAACACUUUUCUCAGCUGCAGUCAGUACCACAAGAUGUACAGAACCGUUAAAGCCACAACUGGGAGACAGAUCUUUCAGCCCUUGCAUGCUCUGAGGAAUGCAGAGAAGGCCCUGAUACCAGGUUAUCAUACAUUUGAGUGGAGACCACCUCUCAAGAAUGUUUCUACUAGAACGGAUGUUGGAAUUAUUGAUGGACUCUCAGGGCUAAACCAAUCGGUGGAUGAGUAUCCAGUAGAUACAAUCUCCAAGAGAUUUAGGUAUGAUGCAGCCCUUGUCUCUGCUUUGAAAGACAUGGAAGAAGAUAUCCUUGAAGGCUUGAAGGCACAAGACCUAGAUGACUAUGUAAGUGGCCCUUUCACAGUGGUGGUUAAAGAGUCCUGUGAUGGGAUGGGAGAUGUGAGUGAGAAACACGGUAGUGGUCCUCCUGUUCCAGAGAAAGCUGUGCGUUUCUCUUUCACUGUUAUGAAUAUCAGUGUUCCCAACAAAAAUGGCCCUGUUAGGAUCUUUGAAGAGACUAAGCCAAAUUCUGAACUCUGUUGCAAACCUCUCUGCCUGAUGCUAGCUGACGAAUCUGACCAUGAGACCCUAACAGCCAUUUUGAGUCCUCUCAUUGCUGAGAGGGAGGCUAUGAAAACUGCCGAACUUUUGCUGGAAAUGGGAGGAAUUCUAAGGAAUUUCAAAUUUUCAUUUCGUGGCACUGGGUAUGACGAGAAGCUGGUGCGAGAAGUAGAAGGACUUGAGGCAUCAGGCUCUCUCUAUAUCUGCACAUUAUGUGAUGCCACCCGUCUAGAAGCUGCUCAGAACUUGGUGAACCAUUCCAUAACUAGGAGCCACUGUGAGAACUUACAGCGCUAUGAGAUGUGGAGGAGCAAUCCACACCACGAAUCACCAGACGAGCUACGUGAUAGGGUCAAAGGUGUCUCUGCCAAGCCCUUUAUUGAAACCCUACCAUCCAUUGAUGCUCUGCACUGUGACAUUGGAAAUGCAGCAGAAUUUUACAGAAUAUUUCAGCUUGAGAUAGGGGAAUUCUAUAAAAACCUCAGUGCCACCAAAGAAGAGAAAAAGAGAUGGCAAGCCACUCUUGACAAGCACAUCAGAAAGAGGAUGAACCUGAAGCCCAUUAUGAGAAUGAAUGGGAAUUUUGCCAGGAAGCUCAUGAGCAAAGAGACAGUUGAAGCAGUGUGUGAACUGGUUCCCUGUGAGGAAAGGCAGGCAGCACUGACAGAACUUAUGGACUUAUACCUCAAAAUGAAACCUGUUUGGCGCUCCUCAUGCCCUGCCAAAGAGUGCCCAGAACUGCUUUGCCAAUACAGCUUUCAUUCCCAGCGCUUUGCAGAGCUCCUGUCCACCAAGUUCAAGUACAGAUAUGAAGGCAAAAUCACCAAUUAUUUUCACAAAACCCUGGCACAUGUCCCAGAAAUCAUCGAGCGUGAUGGCUCCAUUGGUGCCUGGGCCAGCGAAGGCAACGAAUCCGGCAACAAGCUAUUUAGGCGCUUCCGAAAAAUGAAUGCCAGGCAGUCUAAGUUCUAUGAAAUGGAAGAUGUGCUGAAACACCACUGGCUGUAUACAUCCAAAUACCUCCAGAAAUUUAUGAAUGCACAUAAUAAUCUGAAAAACCAAGGGUUCACUGUAGAUCUAGACAAUCCUGACCUAGAGCAAAGACUAGAAAGUUCUAUGGAAUCUUUAGAAUCAAUGGAAUUCUGA
Xenopus laevis (African clawed frog) is the source of this 3138-nucleotide messenger RNA. It is a transcript of the gene rag1.S, whose product is annotated as recombination activating gene 1 S homeolog. Gene Ontology annotation, cellular component: endodeoxyribonuclease complex; DNA recombinase complex; nucleus. The record is from RefSeq and is marked provisional. NCBI's taxonomy places the organism in Eukaryota, Metazoa, Chordata, Amphibia, Anura, Pipidae. Gene Ontology annotation, biological process: V(D)J recombination; adaptive immune response. Gene Ontology annotation, molecular function: ubiquitin protein ligase activity; metal ion binding; double-stranded DNA endonuclease activity.